GGGGUACCAGUUGUAAACUUGGGUGCAAGGUAGGGAGCUAUGGGCAAUGGCUUCAUGGGCAGAUGCGGCCGGUGUACUAAGGGUGAAAUGGCAGAUCCACGGUACGCUCCUGUGCACCUUUGUUUAAGGAAAGUGAUGUCCCGUGGAAGUCUUUGUGGUUUGAGGGUGCAAGCCACUCACACGCUUUACCCUCAGAGUGCGGGGCCUGUUGGGAAAGAGACACAGGGCUGGCUAGAGAACCACAUUCCAUCUUUGAAAGUGAAACGGAGAUGGACACUGUGGCUUAUGCUUAUGGCCAAAAUGGGCUCCCUAAAAUGCCCCUCUCUUGAAAUCUAGACCUGAGAGCCUGAACGGGGGGAGGAGGUUGUGGAUCACUCUUCGGGGCCACUCUCAUGGGAGGCAGAGCGCCAAGACAGUGUGGCCACAUGGGUACAUAAACUUGGCUCAACAGAAGCGUGGUCAGAGGAUGUCCCGUCUCCCCUCUCUCGCCAAAUACAUCCCUCUCCAUGGGAAUAGAGGGGUGGAGAAUGGAAGGAUAGGCCAAAGCUUCUCCCCCCCGGGAUUUCCAAGACAGUUGAGGUUCUGAUUUAUGGCCCUCUGCAGGCAGGUGGGAAGGGACAGAAAUGAUUUCCUUUACAGGACUGGAAUCCAGGAGCAGCUUUGUACUAACGUGCUACUUACAAGGCUGCUUAGAAGCCAAGACUGUGCACAUCUGAGCUCCAGAUUCUCAGUGCCGUGGGCUCAUAGUAGGUGGUCCACAUCGGAUGGAUGGAUGGAUGGCUGGACCGCCGCUCCUCCUGCUAUGAUGCCUGGGCAGAUUCCGGACCCUUCCGUGACUGCGGGCUCUCUGCCAGGGCUCGGCCCCCUGACUGGACUCCCCAGCUCAGCUCUGACGGUGGAGGAGCUGAAGUACGCCGACAUCCGCAACAUCGGGGCCAUGAUAGCUCCCUUGCACUUCCUGGAGGUGAAACUGGGCAAGAGGCCCCAACCCGUGAAAAGUGAGGUCAUUGUUGGAUUCCCAGGAACCAUCAGUUUUUUAGCAGCCCUAUGAAGUGGCCUCUUCUAUCAGUACCAGUCGUCUUAUUUUGGUGUCCCCAGAUUUACUGGCAACAUGGACUCAGAGUUGGGAAACUGAGCCCUCUCACAGGUGAGGCCCCUCUGGCUGAACAACUCUGUGCCCAGCCAAGUCUGUCUCCUCUCUACUGCACCCAAAAGACGCCAGACAACUUGGCCUGAGGUUGGAGCUCAGAGACGUAGAAGGACAUUCGAGCAGAUUCGGGCAGGCUGUGGAGGUGCUGGGAGUGAAGUCCUGGGUCCCCUCUGGGUUUACUGCCCCCUCGAGGCUGUGCACCUCCUGCCCUAUGCUGGGGCUCACUGACUGUGAAUCUGCUCUUCGGCUGCAGGGUCCCCCUUUACUAAGCAUAGUGCGUGUGCAUGUUCUGAGUGACAAACUCCUCCAUGAUUUGCCUCCCUAGCCCUUCUCCCUCCAACCACCACCAAUAAGAAACCGUGGCUGUUUGGAAGCCACAUUGCAGAGCAGGACUGCUGUGCUCCAACGGAUCAGCUCUGAAGAGGUUACUAGACGUUUGAGCUUCGAUUUCCUCCCUUGUGAAAAGAAGGGGAUAGACCUUAUCUUACAACAUAUACAAAAAUUAACUAAAAUGGAUCAAAGACCUAAUGUAAGAGCUAAAACUACAAAACUCUUAGAAGAAAACAGCUAUAAAUCUUUGUGACCUUGGA
Equus quagga is the source of this 1740-nucleotide messenger RNA. RefSeq names its product Jun dimerization protein 2 (gene JDP2). Bases 590 to 1051 code for a protein of 153 amino acids. Gene Ontology annotation, cellular component: nucleus. Lineage: Eukaryota; Metazoa; Chordata; Mammalia; Perissodactyla; Equidae. The transcript is spliced from 3 exons. The record is from RefSeq and is a predicted model, not a curated record. Gene Ontology annotation, biological process: regulation of transcription by RNA polymerase II. Gene Ontology annotation, molecular function: DNA-binding transcription factor activity, RNA polymerase II-specific; RNA polymerase II cis-regulatory region sequence-specific DNA binding.